CGGGAUCGAUUAGGAAGGUCUGAGGAAAGAUGGCCGCCCGCUGAUCGAGAAGCGCGGUUAUAUCAGGCGAACAUGUCCCUUCUCAGGGUCUGCGCCUUUGCCUCCCGCCUUCGCGGCACGGUGGGGGACUGUGCGGUCCGCGCGGGAACGGCGGGCCGCUGUGAGCUGUGCGUGCGAGCGAAGAGUCGCUUCCCAGGAAGUUCUUUGCACCUUCAAAGAAGAACUCUUUCAACGGUGAUUCCAAAGUCGGAGGAUGUGAAGAAGCGAGUUCUCGAACAGUGGCAGCUGCUGGAUGUCCUAGAAGCCCGGAUUCAGCAGCUUCAGACCGACGUGGCUUCAGACGUCCAGCAUGCAAAGGUGCAUUUCGUUAAAGUUCCUCCUUUUGGAAGAGCCUUUUCAUCUGGAGGGACUCACAAAGGCUCUCCUCAGGAGAAGCCGGACAUUCCUAAACCGGGACAGACAUCUUCCAAAGGAACCAAGAAGUCUGAGUUCAGUCGCUGGAAGGAAAAAUUAAGUCAGGAGAAGAAAAACAAACUAAAGAAACAACAACACCUCCAGCAGAAGAUGCAGACGAGUGUUAAAGACAAACAAUCUGCAAAAUCUAAAGCCAGCACCAUGGCAACCGGAACGACGCAUAAAACCAUCUCCUCUAAGGCCAAACAGAGCAGAGAGCGUUUGAAACUAUCUGAAGAGAUUCAAGCUGCAGUUUCCUCAACGACUGCGUCAAUAAAAGCUUCUAAGAAGAAACAGAAAGACCCGAAAAACACGGUUCCUGACAGGGACGGGAAAGGAGGCAGUGGGGAGUAUGUCCGGGUCCGGGACGAACAGCUGGCAGAAGCCGAGGCGCUCGACGGGAAACUCAGCGGCCAAGCGAGCCAGCGGUCCGCCGCCGAGCGCCUGAAGCCGGACGCAGAAGGAGCUGCGUGUGGAGACAUCCAGCUCAGCAUCCGCUCCUACCUGGAGGCGUGCAUCUUCAUAGGGGACGUGGAGCGGGCGCAGCGCUUCCUGCUGAGUCAGCACAGAGUCAGGAGUCGGCGGAAGCUUCUGAACACCGGAGUUUAUAACAUCAUGAUGAGGGUUUGGGCCAAGAAGGGCAUGCUGAAUCAAAUCGGUCGUAUCUUCAUCCUGCUGGAAGAAGCCGGUCUGAAGCCCAACCUGGGCUCCUACUCUGCCGCUCUGGAGUGCAUGGGCCGGAAUCCAAACUGCUCCCCAAAAGCCAUUUCAAGGUGUCUGAACCAGAUGGAGGAGGAUGGUCUGACCCUAGAUGACCUCUUCAGCGACUGUGUGUUCCGGCGAGAUGAGAAGGACAUGAUGCUGCAGGCCAUUCGCGCUGUGGAACCAGGUUACGAGCCCCGCCCACAUCUGCUAACAGAUGAGUGCCCGUCACCGCUGGUUCAUCACUUCUACACUCAGAGGGAACAUCACAGCUACCCUAAGCUGGCUCUGAGUCAGGAGGAGCUCCUGGAGCGUUUCCAGCAGCAGCUGAGCGUGGAGCGGGCGUGCACCGUCACCAUCGACUCUGUGGAGACCACUAAGCCCGUCACAGAAAACAUGAGAAAAAUGAGGGAGCUGCUGGCAGAGCAGCGGACACACUGGGAGAAGAUCCUCCAUCAGGCCCUGAGGGAGAGCAAAAUGAUCCUGGCAAACACCAACACCAGGGACUACAGGCUCAACCUCUACCCCUAUCUGUGUCUGCUGGAGGACGGGGAGUAUGUGGACAUCAUGAUACAGAGUGUGGCCAAUAUGCCCCCCAGUGGAGAGUCGCUGAAGGUUUUGGCGCGUGACCUGGGGCACCGGGUCUACACCAAGUACUGUGUCCGGCAAAAGUUCGAGAACCAGGCGGUGGAGAAACUAGGAAGCAUCUACAGUGCUUAUACUGAGCUGCUGGCUAAAGACACCAAGGUCUCCCGCGUCCUCCCCAGGGAGCAGUGGACCAGGCUGCAGAUGGAGCAGAGCUCGGGCCCCUCCCUGCAGGGAGACGACACCAGCUGGCCCCACAUCGUCACUCUGGAGCUCGGCACCCACCUGGUGGACAUCAUGGUGAAGAACCUGAAGAUCAACAGUGACAUCCUGAACCCGUCCCAGGACCGGAAGCUCAUCCCCAUCCUUUACCACAUGUACACCUUUCGCAGCACCCGGCAGGUUGGUUUCAUCAAACCCCACCCCAUCCUGGUUCAGAUGCAGCAGGAGGCCAUGGAGACCAGACUGACCUUUGACUCGUAUGUGAUGCCCAUGUUGUGUCCCCCGGUGCCCUGGACCUCAGUGAAGUUUGGCGCCUAUGUGCUGACGCCGACGAAGCUGAUGCGCACAGUGGAGGGCGCCACGCAGCACGAGCAGCUGUUGGAGAAAUCCCAGCACCUUGAGCCGGUGUUUGACUCCCUGAACCAGCUGGGUAACUGUGCCUGGAAGAUCAACAAGCCGUUGUUGGACAUCAUCAUCUCCAUAUUCAACGAUCGCGGAAGUGAUAAGUUGGACAUCCCUCCCCCCAUGUCAGAAGCUCCCAAAAUACCUCACUUCAACCCUCAAGACCCCGCCUACACGGCGAGUCAGAAAGCCCUCAUGAAACGCGAGGUGAUCAAUGCCAAGAAGAAAGGCAGUGAGAUGCACAGCCUGCGCAUGGAUGCUCUCUACAAGCUCUCCAUAGCUCACCACAUGCGGGAGGAAACCUUCUGGUUCCCCCACAACAUGGACUUUAGGGGACGGACCUACCCGUGUCCCCCCUACUUCAACCACCUGGGGAGUGAUGUCACGCGGGCCAUGCUGGUGUUCGCAGAGGGAAAGCCUCUGGGUCCUAAAGGCCUGGACUGGCUCAAGAUCCAUUUAGUCAACCUGACAGGAUUGAAGAAGAGGAGCUCGCUGCAGGGGCGGCUGCAGUAUGCCAACAGCAUCAUGGAGGACAUCCUGGAUUCUGCAGACAACCCGUUACACGGUAGGAAGUGGUGGAUGAAUGCAGACGAGCCCUGGCAGGCGCUGGCCUGCUGCAUGGAGAUAGCCAGAGCUGCGAGGUCGCCUGAUCCCGCCAAGUUCGUCUCUCAUUUUCCUGUUCACCAGGAUGGUUCCUGUAAUGGCCUCCAACACUAUGCAGCUCUGGGCAGAGAUGUGAUCGGGGCCACGUCAGUCAACCUGGUGCCCUGCGACGUGCCCCAGGAUGUCUACAGCGGGGUGGCACAGCAGGUGGAGGAGCUGCGAGCUCGGGAUGCCAGAGAUGGUCUGAAGAUCGCCCAGGUGCUGGAGGGCUUUAUCAGCAGGAAGGUGGUCAAACAGACAGUGAUGACCGUGGUGUACGGGGUCACGCGCUACGGGGGACGCCUCCAGAUCGAAAAAAGGCUGAAAGAGAUUGAAAACUUUCCCAAGGAGCAUAUAUGGGAUGCUUCCCAUUACCUGGUGCGCCUGGUGUUCAAUGGCUUGAAGGAGAUGUUUACAGGAACCAGAGAGAUCCAGGAUUGGCUGACGGAGAGCGCCAGGCUCAUCUCGAAGUGCGGCCACACCGUGGAGUGGGUGACCCCCCUGGGUUUACCCAUCAUUCAGCCCUACCAUCGCACACGCAACCAAGUGCUGAAGAGCUCCAUCCAGCACAUAAACCUGCAGAUCAGCCACGACUCCAAAGAGAGACCAGACACCGUCAAACAGAAGAACGCGUUUCCACCAAACUUCAUCCACUCCUUGGAUUCCACACACAUGAUGCUGACGGCUCUCCACUGCUACAGCGCUGGUCUGACGUUCGUCUCUGUUCACGACUGCUUCUGGACCCACGCCCUCACUGUGGACACCAUGAACAAGGUUUGCCGGGAGCAGUUUGUGGCCCUGCACAGCCAGCCAAUCCUGCAGGAGCUGUCUGACUUCCUGCUGCACAAAUACUGCUCCGGGUCCGGGCUCCCGGCUGAAGCCAAAAGCAAAAAGUAUCAGGAGUACCGGAGGCUGAUGCUGCUUCUGACCAAAGUGCCUCAGACAGGUGAUUUUGAUCUCCAGCAGGUGAAAGAAUCAACGUACUUCUUCAGCUGAGCUGCUCAGGAGCCGGAAGAGAACCAAGAAUGGAAGUGACAGGGCGGCAGAGGGGGGGCGAGGCUGAAUCCAUCCUCUGUCUGGAGCUGUUGGAGGCAUCUGUGUGACUGGAGGAGGGGGGAGCGCUCCACCUGCUGAAGAUGGUCACAGACUACUCAGAGAAUGUUCUUCCAGUUUCUGGGAUGAAACUCGCUCUUGUCUUUCUGCUCAACCAAGAAGCCCCUCCCAGAACCCGGGAUUGUAUCUGACUAUUGGGGCACGUUUGUGGAUUCUUUGAUGGGGUAUAGAUCUCCAACCCCCAAGCAGGAAGUGGAAGUUUGAAAUGGGGAUCUCAGAAAGGAUCUGUGAGGACGGGCCGCUCCUGAGUUUAAACUAUUUUUGGAAGAACUGAGGAUUUGAAUGUUGGCCUUAAAUAAAUGUUUUUUUAAAAACUUA
This is a messenger RNA of Oryzias latipes (Japanese medaka), 4437 nucleotides long. RefSeq names its product polymerase (RNA) mitochondrial (DNA directed) (gene polrmt). Lineage: Eukaryota; Metazoa; Chordata; Actinopteri; Beloniformes; Adrianichthyidae. The record is from RefSeq and is a predicted model, not a curated record. Gene Ontology annotation, molecular function: mitochondrial promoter sequence-specific DNA binding; DNA-directed RNA polymerase activity; protein binding. Gene Ontology annotation, cellular component: mitochondrial DNA-directed RNA polymerase complex. Gene Ontology annotation, biological process: mitochondrial transcription.